This is a messenger RNA of Prunus armeniaca (apricot), 501 nucleotides long. Lineage: Eukaryota; Viridiplantae; Streptophyta; Magnoliopsida; Rosales; Rosaceae. The record is from the annotation of a GenBank genome assembly.
AUGCCCCAAGCUACAGUGCCCACGCGCCGGCAGCGCUUAGGUGUCCAAAGCGAUAUCGCAUCGCCGGAAAACUUCCAAAUCGAGAGCCAGGACUCCUACCUUAGGAAGUGGCCAGAAUCGCGAUCGCAAAACCGGCCGAACCCUAACUCAAAAUUCAAGCUACCUACUCUCAAAAUCAAUGCAAUCCUACCCAACCAUCAGCUAGAUCAUGCAGAAGGGAUGAAUUUCCGGAGAACGAAGCCGGCGAAGUUUCGAGCGAAAACUGGUUUUUUCCCUUCGAUUUUCCGGCAAAACUACGGCAGCUGGCGUUGGGACCUGGCUGGGGUAGGAAGAGGACGGCGGCCCGGUCAUUUUGGUACCGGCCCCGUCGAGUUUGGUGGCCGGACGAGAGCAGGGCCGGCCAAAACGUGGCCGGCUGCUACAGCCGUCGCGAACCAGAGGAGAAAGAGAGCUCGCGGGAGAGAGAGAGGGUUUUCAGAUUUUAUUAAAAACCCAUUUUGA